Messenger RNA from Labrus mixtus (cuckoo wrasse), 956 nucleotides. It is a transcript of the gene ptrh1, whose product is annotated as peptidyl-tRNA hydrolase 1 homolog. Gene Ontology annotation, molecular function: peptidyl-tRNA hydrolase activity. The record is from RefSeq and is a predicted model, not a curated record. The transcript has 5 exons. Lineage: Eukaryota; Metazoa; Chordata; Actinopteri; Labriformes; Labridae. Bases 7 to 816 code for a protein of 269 amino acids.
UUUUCUAUGCGCCGAAUGAAAAAACUCAAUAUUUUGAGUAAACUCUGUCGAUAUUCGUCGAUUUUUCUGAAGAAGCUUUUGGACUUUGUCACAAUGAGACGACUUUUAACACGAAUCAUAAACCGGGUUCUGCUGACGGAGCCGUUCACACCAGCGAUGGGACUGGACGCAGAAAUACACACACAAGGCCGCAGGAGACUGGUUGUGGGCCUGGGUAACCCGGGGAUGGAGGGUACCAGACACAGCGUGGGCAUGGCGGUGCUCGGCUCCCUCGCCGCCCGGCUCGGUGUGGCUGAGCGUUGGCGUGGCGACAAGCACGUGUCCGGUGAGGUCAUCGUGUCGGAGGUGCAGCAGACGCACGUGGUGCUGCUCCGUCCCAGGCUGCUGAUGAACAUCAACGGGGUCUCAGUGGCCAAAGCAGCUGGAAAAUAUGGAAUCAGACCUGAAGACAUCCUGCUGGUUCACGACGACCUGGACAAACCUCUGGGGAAGAUCUCCAUCAAACAAGGAGGAAGUGCCAGAGGUCAUAAUGGCGUCCGCUCCUGUGUCGACUGUCUGCAGACCGAUGUGAUGCCCAGACUCCGGGUCGGGAUCGGCCGGCCUACAGAGAAAAGGUCCGUGGAGCGUCACGUCCUGGGUCGGUUCUCCUCGGAGGAGAAGAAGAUCCUGGACUCUGUUCUGGUCCAAAGUGUGGACCUCCUGCUCUCCCAGUUCUCCCAGUUCUCCCAGCAGGAGCCCCAGUCCCCCUCCUCGCCUGCAGGGGGCAGACAAGCAGCACGAGAGAGGAGCUCGGCCUCUCCGGCUCCUGAGAGCUGAACUCUGAACUCUGCUUCAAUAAGAAAAAGAGAAAUGAUGAAACUUUACAGAGACGAGUUUUUACUCUUCAGUGGAGAGUUUAAAACAUGUGAAGGAGAUGAAACAUGUUUUAAGGAGAGCAGGAGCAGACCCCCCCCCCC